GGAGAUAAAAGAGUGAGGGAAAGAACAACUACACCGUAAGAAAAGCGGUGCAUAGUUUUUGUGUCAAGUGGUGUUUAAAUAAAUAAAAAAUAGGGAAAAAAUCGUGAAAAAUUGUUUGUAGGUGUGCGUGAAAAGUGUUGCGAUGGCUUCUGACGAGGAAGUGGACGAAUCUAUUGCCGGAGAGGAGGAAGCCGGCGACGAGGGUCAAAAUGAUCAGGUAGACAAUGAACAAGACUCUGACGAAGGUGCACCAAAAGGUGGCGAGGAAGACGACGAUUACGAACCGGAAGAUGGUCGUAAAAAGAAGAAGGGGAAGAAAAGAAAGGCCAGAGGGGAGGAGAAAAAGGGGAAAAAGAAGAAGAAAAAACGUAAAAACGAAAGCGGAGAAGAAAGCGAUUUUGUCGACGAGGAAGGCGGAGAUUCCGACUAUGCCGGAAGUAAAAAAGGCCGGAAGUCCAGAGGUUCCGCUAAACACUCAGCCCCCUCCACUCCGGCACCCGACACGCCAUCUGGCGGCAACGGUAAUGCAGCUGGUAUGCCUACAAUCGAUGAAGUUUGUUCGACUUUCGGUCUAACCGACGUCGAAAUCGAGUGGACCGAGACGGAAUUCACGAAUUUGUCGAGUUACAAACUCUUCCAACAGCACGUGCGCCCCCUGUUGGCCAAAGAAAACCCCAAAGUACCGAUGUCCAAGUUGAUGAUGUUGGUCGCUGCCAAAUGGAGGGAGUUUUCCAGCAUCAACCCCAACUUGAACUCCGAAACUCCAGAACAAAACACGUCGACGACGGAGGAGUAUUCGAAGCCGACUAGGACAAGAACGCCGAAAGAACCGGCUAAAGACGAAACGUUCGACGAAGACGACGAAGAGGAAGAAGAAGAAGACGAGGGUAAGAAGAAGAAAGGCAGAAGGGGCAAGAAGCCUGGAAGAAAGUCCACUAAAGUGCCCACGUUGAAAAUCAAACUUGGCAAAAGAAAACGCGGAAGUUCCGACGAAGACGGCGAAGGCAGCAACAACGGAACUGACCGCGACUCGGACGCGGAAUUCGAGCAGAUGCUGCAAGAAGCCGAGGAGCCGAGCAGCUCCAAGGCUUCGAGCAGCGAACCCUCUUCCCAGCCGGAAAAAGAGAAGACCGAGAACGCGGACGAAACGCCGCAGCCGCGUCGCAAAGCCAAAACGAAGAUCGGCAACAAGAGCAAGAAGAAGAAGAAGGUGAAGCCGAAGGAGGAGGAAAACUACGAGCACCAGGACUACUGCGAGGUGUGCCAGCAAGGCGGCGAGAUUAUCCUCUGCGAUACUUGCCCCAGAGCCUAUCACUUGGUGUGUUUGGAGCCCGAGUUGGAAGAGGCGCCUGAAGGUAAGUGGAGCUGCCCGCACUGCGAGAGUCAGGGGCCCGAAGAACCCGACGACGACGAGCACCAGGAGUUCUGCAGAGUUUGCAAGGACGGCGGCGAGUUGUUGUGUUGCGACUCGUGCCCCUCGGCGUACCACACGUUCUGUCUGAACCCGCCGCUAUCGGAGAUCCCCGACGGAGACUGGAAGUGCCCGCGGUGCUCGUGCCCGCCUCUGCCGGGCAAGGUGAACAAGAUCAUAACGUGGAAGUGGGUGUACGAGCCGGUGGACGAGAAGGCGGUCACCGCCACCGGGAAGAAACCGAAGCCGAAAAGGCACCGCGAGUUUUUCAUCAAGUGGCACGAGCUGUCGUACUGGCAUUGCAGCUGGGUGAGCGAGAUCCAGCUCGACGUCUAUCACCCGCUGAUGUUCCGCUACUACACGCGCAAGUACGACAUGGAGGAGCCGCCCAAGCCCGAAGAGGCCAUGGAGGAGACCGACGCGAGGGUCAUUAGAUUGAUGAAGAUGGGCGGUAAAAAGGACGAAGAGAUGGAGGAGAAAUACUACCGCUACGGCAUCAAGCCGGAAUGGUUGAUUGUUCAUCGCGUCAUCAACCACAGGACGAUGCGCGACGGGCGAACUUUGUACUUGAUAAAGUGGCGCGAAUUGGCUUACGACCAAGCCACGUGGGAAGAAGAAUCCGACGAAUUGCCGGGCAUCAAACCCGCCAUCGAGUACUACCUGGAUUUGCGCGCGCACGUUUUGAAUCAAGGCAAGAAGAAGGGCAAGGGGAAAAAAUCGAAAUCCAAGCCGGAACCGAUCGACGUGGAUUCCCUAUCCUCCCGCCGCUUCCAGGCCCCGCCGGAAAAACCUUGCACCGAUUUAAAACGCAAGUACGAGAAGCAACCGAUUUACCUGGACGAGUGCGGGAUGCAGCUGCACGAGUACCAGCUCGAAGGUAUCAACUGGUUGCGUUACUCGUGGGCGAACGCCACCGAUACGAUCCUGGCCGAUGAAAUGGGGCUGGGAAAAAACCAUUCAGACGAUCACGUUUUUGUACUCCUUGUACAAAGAGGGUCACUGCAAGGGCCCCUUUUUGGUCAGCGUGCCCCUCUCGACCAUCAUCAACUGGGAGCGCGAGUUCGAAACGUGGGCGCCGGAUUUCUACGUCAUCACCUACGUGGGCGACAAGGACUGCAGAACGAGCUAGCGUUUGAAGAGAGCGCCAACCGAGGAGGCAAAGCCUCCAAAAUCAAGGGCACCAACAUCAAAUUCAACGUCCUCCUCACGAGUUACGAGCUCAUCUCGAUCGACGUCGCCUGCUUGGGCAGCAUCGAUUGGGCGGUGCUCGUCGUGGACGAGGCGCACAGACUCAAAAGCAACCAAUCAAAAUUCUUCAGGCUGUUGAAUAGUUACAACAUCGCCUAUAAGUUGCUGUUGACCGGUACUCCUCUACAAAACAAUCUGGAAGAGUUGUUCCAUCUCCUGAACUUCUUGAACGGCGAGAAGUUUAAGGAUUUGUUGACUUUCCAGAGCGAGUUUGCCGACAUAUCGAAGGAAGAUCAGGUUAAGAAAUUGCACGAGAUGCUUGGACCGCACAUGUUGCGUCGUCUGAAAGCCGAUGUUUUGAAGAACAUGCCUUCCAAGUCUGAGUUUAUCGUUCGCGUUGAGUUAUCCCCGAUGCAGAAGAAGUAUUACAAGUGGAUUUUGACGAGGAAUUUCGAAGCUUUAAACCCUAAAGGGGGCGGUCAAUCGGUUUCUUUGUUGAAUAUUAUGAUGGACUUGAAGAAGUGUUGCAACCAUCCUUAUUUAUUCCCGGCGGCUUCUGAGGAAGCUCCGCUUGGCCCACACGGAAACUACGAAACUCAAGCGCUAAUUAAAGCUGCCGGUAAACUCGUACUACUCUCGAAGAUGCUGAAAAAACUGCGCGAUACAGGCCACAGAGUCUUGAUCUUCUCGCAGAUGACGAAGAUGCUGGACAUCCUCGAGGACUAUCUCGAAGGCGAGGGUUACAAAUACGAGCGUAUCGACGGAGCGAUAACCGGAAGUCUUCGUCAAGAGGCCAUAGAUCGCUUCAACGCCCCUGGAGCUCAACAGUUCGUUUUUCUGCUCUCCACGCGAGCGGGCGGUUUGGGGAUCAAUUUAGCCACAGCCGAUACUGUGAUUAUUUAUGACUCCGACUGGAACCCGCAUAAUGAUAUACAAGCGUUCUCGAGAGCCCACCGUAUCGGUCAAGCCAACAAGGUCAUGAUCUACCGCUUCGUGACGAGGAACAGCGUGGAGGAGAGGGUUACUCAAGUGGCCAAAAGGAAGAUGAUGCUGACUCACUUGGUGGUAAGACCCGGCAUGGGCAGCAAAAGCACCAACUUCACCAAGCAAGAACUGGACGACAUCCUCCGUUUCGGUACCGAAGAGUUGUUUAAAGAAGACGAAGGCAAAGAGGACGAGGCCAUCCACUACGACGACAAAGCCAUCGGGGAUUUACUGGACCGCACCAAGCAGGGUAUCGAGCAGAAAGAGAAUUGGUCGAACGAGUACCUCAGCUCUUUCAAAGUUGCGAGUUAUGUGACUAAAGAAGGCGAGGGGGAGGAGGAAGUCGAUACCGAGAUUAUUAAACAGGAAGCGGAAAAUACCGAUCCCGCCUACUGGAUAAAACUUUUAAGGCACCAUUACGAACAGCAGCAAGAAGAUAUGGCGCGCACGCUGGGUAAAGGCAAGCGCGUGCGUAAACAAGUAAAUUACAACGACGGCGGGAUGACUACGGAUACUCGCGAAGACUCGACGUGGCAAGAAAACUUAUCGGACUAUCAUUCGGAUUUCUCCGCUGGUUCCGAGGAAGAUAAAGAAGACGAUGAUUUUGACGAAAAGAACGAAGGCGGCGGCGAUAUGAGUCGCAGCCGCCGCCGCCGCAUGGAGCGCAAAGACGAACGCGACAGACCCUUACCGCCCUUAUUGGCCCGCGUUGGCGGUAACAUCGAGGUUCUCGGUUUCAACGCGCGUCAACGUAAGGCCUUCCUCAACGCGAUCAUGCGCUACGGAAUGCCGCCGCAGGACGCCUUCAACUCGCAGUGGUUGGUGCGCGAUCUGCGAGGCAAAUCGGAGAAGAACUUCAAGGCUUAUGUGUCCCUUUUCAUGCGGCAUUUAUGCGAACCUGGUGCCGAUAACUCUGAAACCUUCGCGGACGGAGUGCCGCGCGAAGGUUUGAGUCGUCAGCACGUUUUAACCCGCAUCGGGGUCAUGUCUUUGAUCAGGAAGAAGGUGCAGGAAUUCGAGCACAUCAACGGCGAGUACAGCAUGCCCGAGGUCAUCAAGAAGAACAUUUCAGAUGCGGCGGCUGCUAAAGCCGCUUCUGCCGAAAGUGAGACCCCCAAAAGUGCCACCACCAGCACUAGCACUAGCGCCGCCCCAAGUCCAGCUCCCACUCAAGCCGAGAGCGUAGAUAAAGAGAAAGAAAACGAGGAGAGUAAAGAUUCUCCCAAAGACGAUAAGGAUAAAGAAGAAGCUUCCAAAGACGACAAAGACAAGGAGAAAGAGAAAGAACCGGAAAAGGAAACGCCCGCCGAAGAAACUAAAGAACCCGUCGAGGAAAAGAAAGACGAACCCGCUCCGGAACUCAAAAAGGAAGAAGUCGAAGCAAUCAAAGAAGAGGUGAAGGAAGAAGACAAAGAAAAGGAGGAGGAAAAGGUGGAAGUCAAACCUGAGGAAAAGGGAGACGAUAAGAAGGAUAAACCUGAAGAAUCCGCCGACAAGAAGGAGGAGGAAGUCCAGAAGGAGCCCAAAGAAGAGAAGAAAGAAGACGAGGCCGAGAAGAAGAACGAGGCGAAGGCGAAUACUGAAAAGAAGGAGGGCGAAACUGAAGUUGUGAUUGUUGAAGAAGAUAAGAAAGAGGAGAAAAAGAAGCCCGAAAUCGACUUCGCCGAACUGAAGCGUCGCUUCAUGUUUAACAUCGCGGACGGAGGUUUCACCGAACUGCACACGCUCUGGCUGAACGAAGAGAAAGCCGCCACGCCUGGCCGCGAGUACGAAAUCUGGCAUCGCCGCCACGAUUACUGGCUUCUGGCCGGCAUCGUGACCCACGGUUACGGCCGUUGGCAAGACAUCCAGGCCGACGCGCGGUUCGCCAUCAUCAACGAACCGUUCAAAAUGGACGUCGGCAAAGGCAACUUCUUGGAGAUCAAGAACAAGUUCUUGGCCAGAAGAUUUAAGCUUUUGGAGCAAGCGCUCGUGAUCGAGGAGCAACUGCGUCGCGCCGCCUACUUGAACCUCACGCAGGACCCCAACCACCCCGCGAUGUCCUUGAACGCGCGCUUCGCCGAGGUGGAGUGCCUGGCCGAGUCGCACCAGCACCUCAGCAAGGAAUCCCUGGCCGGCAACAAGCCGGCCAACGCCGUGCUGCACAAGGUGCUCAACCAGCUCGAGGAGCUGCUGUCGGACAUGAAGUCGGACGUGUCGCGCCUGCCCGCCACGCUGGCGAGGAUCCCGCCCGUCGCGCAGCGGCUGCAGAUGAGCGAGAGGAGCAUCCUGAGCAGGCUGGCGGCCACCUCCUCCUCCGGAAGCCAGUCGGCUGUCCGACCGCACUGGAAAGGACGGCUGUUCAAUACCCGCGUGAAAAGAACAAGGAUAGAACGCCAAAUAGAAUUUGAUUGGCCAGAGCCGGCAGGCUACGACAACGCAUACCCAUCGCGCACCUCGCAGCGUGCUUGCCUCGAGGAUAUCAGAACGAGAACUGCAGUGGUGCCAGCAAGAGCUCAAGUAAUGAGCCAGUUUCCGGCCGGCUUCAACGCCGGUAAUUUGCCGGGUUUCGCAGCUGCAGCUGCCAACUUCGCCAACUUCCGGCCGCAGUAUUCUGUUCCUGGACAACCGCCAACAGGUUUCCCAUCAUAGAUAUAAUUUCAUCGUUUUGUACACAUUGCUCAGAACUUUAAAACUCGGCUUUUGGUGUCCUAAUUUAACUUACUUUUAUCCAUUUGAUUUAAUUAUUUUUUGUGUAGUCAAUAAAUUCGGCAUUUAUUUAUUUUUGUAAUGAUAAAUCUUCGCACGUUCUGUGCUCCUAUUAACAACUGUUGUUUUUGUCCCUCCAAGCAUAUGAAUCGAAAAGAUUGUUCAUAUUGUCUGAUAUUUUACAUUAAAAUGAUGUAUUGUGAUUUUAUAUGUAUUUUUUUAUUUAUGUGCUCAUUAAAUUUGUUAUGGGGACACAGAAUGGACCCAAUUGGUAGAAAUUUAGCAAUAGCAACUUGUUAUUCAUAUACAAGUUAAGGUAGGAUUUUUUAAAUUAUGUUUAGCAUUCCUCAGAAUAAUAAACAUUACAAAAACAUCAAA
This is a messenger RNA of Brassicogethes aeneus, 6649 nucleotides long. Lineage: Eukaryota; Metazoa; Arthropoda; Insecta; Coleoptera; Nitidulidae. The record is from the annotation of a GenBank genome assembly.